Molecule: messenger RNA, 1733 nt
Organism: Onychostoma macrolepis
Lineage: Eukaryota; Metazoa; Chordata; Actinopteri; Cypriniformes; Cyprinidae
Exons: 7
Coding region: 87-1502 (471 amino acids)
Source: RefSeq, a predicted model, not a curated record
GUCAGCUCAGCUGUCAAUUUAUUACUGAACCAGUUUUGAAGAGUUUGUCUUCUCAUAUGAUUUCUGGACUGAAAACGGUUUGAAAGAUGUUUUGGACUGUUUUGUUCUGUUUGUGGAGUCUGGAUGCUGGUGUGUUUGGUGUUAAAGUGACGGAGGGAGAUUCAGUCACUCUAAACUCUGAUCUUACUGAAAUGACGGAUGAUGACGAGAUUCAGUGGAGAUUUGGACGUGUAAAGAUUUUAAUAGCUGAAAUCAAUAAACGGGCCGACAGAUUCACUGUACAUGAUGAUGUUCUUGAUGGGAGAUUCAGAGACAGACUGAAGCUGAACAAACAAACUGGAUCUCUGACCAUCACAAACAUCACAAUGAAACAUGCUGGACCUUAUAAACUACAGAUCCUCUAUAUAAGGAUUGAUUACAUUAUCACUGUUUACGCUCGUCUGCCUGUUCCUGUCAUUGUCAGUAACUCUUCACAAUGUUCUUCAUCAUCAUCAUCAUCAUCAUAUUGUUCAUUGUUGUGUUCAGUGGUGAAUGUGAGUCAUGUGACUCUCUCCUGGUACAAAGGAAACAGUUUAUUGUCCAGCAUCAGUGUGUCUGAUCUCAGCAUCAGUCUCUCUCUACCUCUGGAGGUGGAAUAUCAGGAUAAAAACACCUACAGCUGUGUGCUCAACAAUCCCAUCAGCAACCAGACGAGACAUCUGGACAUCAGUCAACUCUGUCACACAUGUUCAGGUGUGUUUGGUGUUGAAGUGACGGAGGGAGAAUCAGUCACUCUAAACUCUGGUCUUACUCAAAUAAUGGAUGAUAAUGUGAUUCAGUGGAGGUUUGGAAAUGAAAAUACUUUAAUAGCUGAAAUCAAUAAACGGGGCGAUAGCAUGACUGUAUAUGAUGAUGUUCUUGAUGGGAGAUUCAGAGACAGACUGAAGCUGGACAAACAAACUGGAUCUCUGACCAUCACAAACAUCACAACUCAACAUGCUGGAGAUUAUAAACUACAGACUAACAAACUGACUGAGAGUUUCAGUUUCAUUGUCUAUGCUCGUCUGUCUGUUCCUGUCAUCAGCAGUAACUCUUCACAAUGUUCUUCAUCAUCAUCAUCAUCCUCAUCACAGCAGAAUUGUUCAUUGUUGUGUUCAGUGGUGAAUGUGGGUCAUGUGACUCUCUCCUGGUACAAAGGAAACAGUUUAUUGUCCAGCAUCAGUGUGUCUGAUCUCAGCAUCAGUCUCUCUCUACCUCUGGAGGUGGAAUAUCAGGAUAAAAACACCUACAGCUGUGUGCUCAACAAUCCCAUCAGCAAGCAGACGAGACAUCUGGACAUCAGCAAACUCUGUCAACCAUGUUCAGACUCUGUCCACUGUUGUGGUUCUACUGAAGCUGUGAUCCGAUUGGUCCUCUCUGCUCUGGUGGGCGUGGCUACUGUCGUUCUUCUGGUUUAUGACAUCAGAUCCAGAAGAACUGAACAAGAUCAAGCACAUAUUCACACAUCAGGAAGCAUUGCCUAAUCUAAAGCAGAAUCCUGCACUGCAAAGGUUCUUCAAGUGUGUAUUUUGUUCUUCUAGUGUUCUUUGUCACAUUAAAUACUGAUGAUUAUUUGAGCUUGCACUUUUUCUUUUAUUGUCAGACUUUUUGAAAGGUUUUAUUGUUUAUAUUUCCCUCAGAUACAUAAAACAAAUGAAUAAAGGGAAACACACAUCUCAUUUUACUGCUGCUGUCCAUUUGUCAUCUAUAUUUGC